GGAGGAGUAGGAAGAACUUUUGAACAACGCGCUCUGUGAUUGGACCUACCUUUGUAGGAACACCAAUAAGACGGCGCCUUACUGAGCUCGCCCGGCGGUGUCUUGGUGAGGGGGAGCGCGGCGUUGGGGGGUCGCCAUGCCGCAUUACCAGACCUGGGAAGAGUUCACGCGCGCCGCCGAGAAGCUCUACCUCGCCGACCCCAUGAAGGUGCGUGUGGUUAUUAAAUAUCGCCACUGUGAUGGGAACCUUUGUAUCAAAGUAACAGAUGAUGUCGUUUGUCUGCUAUAUAGAACAGACCAGGCUCAAGAUGUAAAGAAGAUAGAGAAAUUCCACAGUCAGCUGAUGCGACUUAUGGUAGCUAAGGAAUCCCGCAGUGCUGCUAUGGAAACAGACUGAAUUGCUUUGAAUGCUCUGGUCAUAUUUUGCAGGAAGAAAAUAUCACUUGGAUUUGAGCACACAUUGGGACAGGAGGUGCUUUGUGAUGAAGUGGACUGCUGAAAAGUAAAGCAUUCCCCCCCCCCCCCCCCCCCCCCCCCCC
Molecule: messenger RNA, 539 nt
Organism: Gavialis gangeticus (Gharial)
Lineage: Eukaryota; Metazoa; Chordata; Crocodylia; Gavialidae
Gene: SRP9
Product: signal recognition particle 9
Exons: 3
Coding region: 137-397 (86 amino acids)
Biological process (GO): negative regulation of translational elongation; SRP-dependent cotranslational protein targeting to membrane
Cellular component (GO): signal recognition particle, endoplasmic reticulum targeting
Molecular function (GO): 7S RNA binding
Source: RefSeq, a predicted model, not a curated record